Molecule: messenger RNA, 598 nt
Organism: Orussus abietinus
Lineage: Eukaryota; Metazoa; Arthropoda; Insecta; Hymenoptera; Orussidae
Product: tctex1 domain-containing protein 2-like
Exons: 4
Coding region: 63-554 (163 amino acids)
Biological process (GO): microtubule-based movement
Cellular component (GO): cytoplasm; cytoplasmic dynein complex
Molecular function (GO): dynein intermediate chain binding
Source: RefSeq, a predicted model, not a curated record
CUUAAACCUAGGAUAGCUUUAAAAGUGCCGAACGAGGAAGCAUCAUUUAUGUCAAUUGAACAAUGGAAAAUGUGAAUGAUGUGGAAAGUGCUUCAUCGCAAUCUGCAAAACUUGAGCCUCAAGAAAUUGAGCAAGAGCAGCCUUUAGAAGAACAAAAAUCCGUAGAAAAUAUUGAAGUUUUAGACGACGAGUCGGCGCAGCCGCGAUAUCAGAUUCGACCUCGUCUUUCUGAAAAGUUUAAACCUCUCACUGCAAAAGAAGUCAUAAAUAAUGUACUGUUCGAUCAAUUAUCAACAAAAACAUACGAUGCAGAGGAAGCGGUUCAAUGGAGCAAAAACAUUGCGGAUACGAUAAGAGAAAGGGUUAAAGCCGAAUUUCAGUCUCCUCAUUACAAGUAUAUUGUAAACAUUGUUCUGGGAGAACAGCACGGAGCUGGGGUAAAAAUGGGAACGAGAUGUAUCUGGGAUGCCGAAGCCGACAGUUAUGCAUAUGACACCUUUGUAAAUGACUCUAUAUUCUGCGUGGCUACAGUUUAUGCUGUACACUUUUACUAAGCUCGUGUUUACGAUAUUUUUAUACCAAACACCUCCUCGUAUGU